Lentinula edodes (shiitake mushroom) is the source of this 1056-nucleotide messenger RNA. RefSeq lists its product as uncharacterized. Gene Ontology annotation, cellular component: endoplasmic reticulum. Lineage: Eukaryota; Fungi; Basidiomycota; Agaricomycetes; Agaricales; Omphalotaceae. The transcript has 3 exons. The record is from RefSeq and is a predicted model, not a curated record. Bases 1 to 1056 code for a protein of 351 amino acids.
AUGAUGAACUUACUACGCCUAGGAGCUCUGCUCUCUGCUCUUCAAUUUUCUUUGGCGGUGGACGUAUUCCUUAAUCCUACACCCUCUCUGCUGAGGACUACACUCUCCCCCGAAGAUGCUAGCUCAGCUCUAUCACAACAUCUUGGCCUUGAGAUUUUCGAAGUUCUCCAAGACCAAUCGAGACCAGUGUAUAAUGAUGACUCCAUAGAAUUCGUUGCUACUGGGCUGAAGAACGCUCUGAUUGUUACCAUGGAGCAUUCAGACGCCAAAGUUAUCCUGCCAUCUUCUCUUCCUCCUUCAUUCAAAUUAUCCUUGCCUUAUGCUCGUAUACCAUCCCUCUCUUUGGUUGCAAGUACAUAUAUCCGUCGUGCCAAACAUGCUUACUCGGCGAUCUAUGUGCCCAACUUGUCCAUUUGGAAUCCUUUCGAGUUUCUCUCAUUGGAAGCAUCCUUGAGUGACGCAGAGGGCUCUAUAUUUGCAGCGCUAGAUCUUGCAGCUCUUGCAGACUUGCGUGAGCAGUAUGGUGCUGACAGCAUUGAGUAUGAACGUGCCGCGGAAUUAACGCGUGUAUUCUUACAAAAUGCUCUUGGAAAUGGCGAGCAUCUUCAGCUUGCUAUUCUAACUUAUUUUUCGACUCCUACAUACCCUCAACGUCGAUCUACUCCUUCUCAAGUACCUUUACCCGGCCACGCUCCGCCUCAGGAACCUAUUGGCUCGAUUUCCACCUGCUUCACCAGCGCGGACUCUUGUAGCAAUGCUACUUCUUCUUGCUCUGGUCGAGGCCAGUGCGUUGAGGCUUCGAAAUCUGGACGAACCUGCUUCGUUUGCACCUGUUCCGCGUCGAAAAAAGGAGAGGGUAACAAGGUCAAGACCGAAAUAUGGGUGGGUGAAAGCUGUGAGAGAAAAGACAUCAGUGGGCCCUUCGUCCUUUUUGUCGGUCUGACCCUUGUGAUGCUCAUCUUGGUCUUUGGCUCCGUCUCCCUACUCUAUGGUGUAGGAGAGCAAAUGUUGCCACCUACCUUGACCGGUACCGCUGUAAAUGCAAAGAAGGAUUAG